Molecule: messenger RNA, 1239 nt
Organism: Oryzias latipes (Japanese medaka)
Lineage: Eukaryota; Metazoa; Chordata; Actinopteri; Beloniformes; Adrianichthyidae
Gene: sbds
Product: SBDS ribosome maturation factor
Biological process (GO): cytosolic ribosome assembly; ribosome biogenesis
Source: RefSeq, a predicted model, not a curated record
GUGGACCUUUUUGGAUGACGGACCGGGAGGACAGGGGCGCAUGACCAACGUCGUAUUUUCUUUUCCAGCAGUAUUUCAAAUGCGCAUUAGGUCCUGAAAAUCCUCAAAAAUGUCUAUUUUCACACCAACCAACCAAAUCCGGUUGACGAACGUGGCGGUGGUUCGGAUGAAGAAAGGCGGGAAGCGCUUCGAAAUCGCCUGUUAUAAAAACAAAGUUAUGAGCUGGAGAACCGGAGCAGAGAAGGACCUGGAUGAGGUUCUGCAGACUCCGUCUGUCUUCAUUAACGUGUCAAAAGGUCAGACGGCGAAGAAGGAUGACCUGCUGAAAGCUUUUGGGACAGAAGAUCAGACAGAAAUCUGCAAGCAGAUCUUGGCCAAAGGGGAGCUCCAGGUGUCCGACAAGGAGAGGCAGACGCAGCUGGAGACCAUGUUCAGGGACAUCGCCACCACCGUGGCCGACAAGUGUGUGAACCCGGAGACCAAGAGGCCGUACCCGGUCAGCAUGAUCGAGCGGGCCAUGAAGGACAUCCACUACUCCGUCAAACCCAACAAGAGCACCAAGCAGCAGGCUCUGGAGGUGAUCCGGCAGCUGAAGGAGACCAUGGAGAUCCAGAGGGCCCACAUGAGGCUGCGGCUGCAGCUGCCGGCCAAGGAGGCCAAGCGUCUGAAGGAGAAGCUGAAGCCGCUGCUGCAGGUGGUGGAGAGCGAGGAGUUCGACGAGGAGCUGGAAAUGAUCUGUCUGGUGGAUCCCGGCUGCUUCCGGGAGAUCGACGAGCUGAUUCGCUGCGAGACCAAAGGCAGAGGCUCUCUGGAGGUCCUGAGUCUGAAGGACGUGGAGGAAGGAGAGGAGAAGAUGUAGCUCCUCCUCCGCCUGCAGGAAGAGACUUUCCCCUUCAAGAAACACAGACCAGCAGAUCCUUCUCACUUAUUUAUUCACUUUUUGCAGCUUCUCCCGUUCCUUUGAAGCUUCAGAUCCACUGAAGCUCCAAUUCCAGUAUCUCCAACACUUCUGGUUGACUUAAGCACGGCUUUGCACAUUUUCAAAAAUAUCUAAACACUUAAUCUAUUUUUGUUUCCUGGAGACCCAAAGAAAACACGUUUGAUUUGCUCAAAUAGCCUCAGAAACAACAAAGUGCGCCUUCAAAAUAGGAAGGAGGUUUGAACAAACAAGAAGGAAAUGUUCUUCUGUCGGGUUGGAUUACGUUCGACAAACUAAUAAAGGCAUGACUUCACAGUGUG